AUGGCGGCGAAAGUCGGGGUCGCGGCAAUAUUUCUUGCACUGUUGUUCGCAUUGACAGAAAUACAAGCGAAACAAUUAGAUCCUGGUCCACAAGCAAUCAAAGAUUCAUUAUCUACUUCAACCUCACCGCCAGCAUCAACGCAAAAGCCACAAAAACGCUAUGUAACAAAAGAGAUAAUUUUGUAUCUUACACCGAGUCAAAUCAAAGCACUGCAAGAUGGAAAGGGACUUGUAAGUUCUCAAACCAUUUCUCAAUCUACAGAGACACAGGAACAAAAUGAUCAACGUCUAACUUCCCAAGAACAUGAAGAAUUUAUUCGUCAGCAAUUUGAAAACAUAAAAUCAGCUAAAAUAUCUCAGUCGAAAAAAACGCCAUAUGAUCAUUUAGAAUUGGUCUCACAUGGUCCUUCUUAUAAAAAAGGAGAGAUACCUACUGAAAAUCAGCAGAAAUAUUCAGAUUUGAUAGAAAUUUGGAAACAAGGUGGAAUCGACCAACAAGCUAAACCACUAUACUUGUUUUCUCAGCUUGGUGAAGACAAACAAAGAGAACUAUGGAGCGUACAAAAUGAAAGAGAUUCGGAAGUGGAAAGAAAUGCAUGGAUUGGAGGAUAUGGAUCAGUUUCAGAAAAAAAACAGGAAGAAAUUUUAUUACAUGAACAACUGAAACAGCAGUGGAAUCAUAUUUUGGAACAAAAUCGUAACCAAUUAAAGACUUUGUCAGCAAUAUCUUCUGAAAAUGUGAAAUCUCCAUCACUGUCACUUCAAACAGAGAAACCCUUGUUACAGUUGCAAUAUGCUCCGCGAUACAACGAUCAGAAAAACGCAAUAGAAAUUGAAAAAAUCUUGAGAAGCAAUCAUCGACAAGAAUUAGAAAAGGAAAGUGCUCUUUUGAAGGCAGAAGCUAUCGCAAAUUCUCCCCCCAUUCUCAUUCAUCAAGAAAUUAGAGUUACAAAACAUCGUCCAGUGCCAAUACCGGUUAAACACGUAAAGGUUCAAGUUCCAACGCCUGUUUUAAUUCCUGUACCUGAACCAUUUGAGGUUAAAAUUCCACAUCCUUAUCCAGUACCCUUAGAGAUUAUAAAACAUAUUCCUGUACCAAUUUUAAAAACAGAAAAUAUGCCUGUACCUGUGGAAGUGGAACAACAAAUUAAGGUACCUUUUACCAAAAACGUAUAUGGAAACGUGUAUAGACCAUAUUAUAUACAAAAAUUUUCCCCUGUACAAACUAAGAAAUAAGUUCCAGUAGAGAUUCCUAGUCGUAAAUCGGGAAAAGUGACGUAUCUCCAGCAUGUUUGGCAGAACCAAAUAAUUCACCAAUGACUGA
Molecule: messenger RNA, 1324 nt
Organism: Vanessa tameamea
Lineage: Eukaryota; Metazoa; Arthropoda; Insecta; Lepidoptera; Nymphalidae
Exons: 2
Coding region: 1-1236 (411 amino acids)
Source: RefSeq, a predicted model, not a curated record